Drosophila teissieri is the source of this 1910-nucleotide messenger RNA. RefSeq names its product pyruvate dehydrogenase E1 component subunit alpha, mitochondrial (gene Pdha). The coding region runs from base 214 to 1536 and encodes 440 amino acids. The record is from RefSeq and is a predicted model, not a curated record. Gene Ontology annotation, cellular component: intracellular membrane-bounded organelle. Gene Ontology annotation, molecular function: pyruvate dehydrogenase (acetyl-transferring) activity. The transcript has 5 exons. NCBI's taxonomy places the organism in Eukaryota, Metazoa, Arthropoda, Insecta, Diptera, Drosophilidae. Gene Ontology annotation, biological process: pyruvate decarboxylation to acetyl-CoA.
ACCGCGAUACGGUUGUUAUAGUUGUGCAAUAUAGUAGUUGAUAAACUAAUCUCGCUACCUUUUUUUUCCGAUUGUUUAACUUACAACGACGCGCGGCGGUGCGACUGAGACACCAGAUAUUUAACGUGCGAUUCUAGAUCCGGACAAUCCGCAUAUAGAAAGCCCCCAUUCACAUCCGAUUUCUGUCAGUCGAACGAGAAUAACACAGCGAAAAUGUUGCGUACUCUGUCACGCGUUAGCGAAUUGCCCAUUAUUGUUAAGCAACUGCAAAAACGUUGCCAUAACAACAACAACAUCAUCAGCGGAUGUCGGAUAUUUAGCAACAACAACAACAGCAACAGCAACAAUAUCAUCAGGAAUGGGAGAUAUUCAUCGUCGUUUUUCGGUUUAUUCCAGAAUGCAGCCCAAGCAGGUGUUUCAAAAACCAACAAUUAUGCCACGGAGGCCACCGUACAAGUGAAUCGGCCCUUCAAGCUGCACCGCCUGGACGAAGGACCCGCCACGGAAGUGAAGCUGACCAAGGAUCAGGCCCUCAAGUACUACACACAGAUGCAGACGAUCCGCCGGCUGGAGACGGCCGCCGGUAAUCUGUACAAGGAGAAGAUCAUCCGUGGCUUCUGCCAUCUGUAUUCCGGCCAGGAGGCCUGCGCCGUUGGCAUGAAGGCGGCGAUGCGGGAUGUGGACAACAUCAUAUCCGCCUACCGUGUCCACGGAUGGACCUACCUGAUGGGCGUCUCGCCCAGCGGCGUACUGGCUGAGCUCACCGGUGUCCAGGGUGGCUGUGCCCGCGGCAAGGGUGGCUCCAUGCACAUGUACGCACCGAACUUCUACGGUGGUAAUGGCAUCGUGGGCGCCCAGGUUCCAUUGGGCGCCGGCGUUGGCUUGGCCUGCAAGUACAAGGGCAAUGGCGGCAUGUGCCUGGCCCUCUACGGUGAUGGUGCCGCCAACCAGGGACAGGUGUUCGAGGCCUACAACAUGGCCUACCUGUGGAAACUGCCUGUGAUCUUUGUCUGCGAGAACAACAACUACGGAAUGGGCACCAGCUCUGAGCGUGCUUCCUGCAACACCGACUACUAUACCCGCGGCGACGCUUUGCCCGGCAUCUGGGUGGACGGCAUGGAUGUGCUGGCGGUGCGCAGCGCCACCGAGUUCGCCAUCAACUAUGUGAACACCCACGGACCUUUGGUGAUGGAGACGAACACGUACCGGUACUCCGGCCACUCCAUGUCCGAUCCGGGCACAUCGUACCGCACACGCGAGGAGAUCCAGGAGGUGCGCCAGAAGCGCGAUCCCAUCACCUCCUUCAAGGAGCUGUGCAUCGAGCUGGGUCUGAUCACCACCGAUGAAGUCAAGGCCAUCGAUCUGAAGGUACGCAAGGAGGUCGACGAGGCCACCGCCUUCGCCAAGUCCGACGCCGAGCUGGGCGUGAGCCACCUCUGGACGGACGUGUACUCCAACAACCUGGAGCCCAAGCUGCGCGGCACCAUCGCCUACGAUAUCGAUCACAUCCAGGAGCGCAAGGGCGUCAAUCACUAAGUCAGCGGACUAAGUCAUCGGGUCAACGAAUCAGAUUCGGGAACUCACAAGACACUAAAAACGAAACAAGAAAACCGAACACCAAACAUAAACACUAAUCACUGACAGACAGACACGAAGACACAACUCAGACACACUUGGACACAAGCGAAAUCUCUAGCUCUUAAGCCGAAUGUUGAAUGAUGAGAAUCCCGUAGAGCGGAACGGACCCGAAGAGACCCACAAAAAGCUUAGCUAAUCGGAGCACUCCAAUCACACAUCGUAGCGCACCACAUUACUCUGGGGAACUGCAUUGGAUAUUAUAUUGCGAACGUGUUCAAUAAGGAUAAAGCGAGGUGUAAAUUGUUGAAAAUAUACAAACCUAGAAAAAUUGA